Messenger RNA from Mercurialis annua (annual mercury), 698 nucleotides. Its product is annotated as acyl carrier protein 1, chloroplastic-like. The record is from RefSeq and is a predicted model, not a curated record. Gene Ontology annotation, molecular function: phosphopantetheine binding; acyl carrier activity. Gene Ontology annotation, biological process: fatty acid biosynthetic process. The coding region runs from base 96 to 506 and encodes 136 amino acids. NCBI's taxonomy places the organism in Eukaryota, Viridiplantae, Streptophyta, Magnoliopsida, Malpighiales, Euphorbiaceae. The transcript has 4 exons.
CGAUCUCUUUCUAAUUUUCACUCACCUCGUUUUUGCCGUCUCUUCACAUCUAACUCUAACCCAACUCUCUUUUUUCCUCUGAACCCAUCUCUCCAAUGGCUGCCGCCGCCGGUUCCUCCGUCUCCAUGCACUCCCGCUCUACCUUGGCUGCAGCCAAAUUCUCUAGUUUGAAGUCAUUUGCUCUUCCAAAUCAGAGAACUUCUAUGUCUUUCAGGGUUCAACCAGUUCCAGCUCGCCUUCGCAUUUCUUGCGCUGCCAAGCCGGCAACAGUAGACAAGGUGUGCAGUAUAGUGAAGAAACAGCUGGCAUUAUCGACAGACACCGCUGUUACUGGCGAGUCCAAAUUCGCAGCACUCGGAGCUGAUUCUCUUGAUACAGUUGAGAUUGUGAUGGGACUCGAAGAGGAAUUUGGUAUCAGUGUGGACGAGGAGAAAGCGCAAACCAUUGCAACGGUUCAGGACGCAGCUGAUCUUAUUGAGGAAAUUAUUGAGAAAAAGGGUGCUUAGAAGGAAUUAGAUUUCCUUUUUUUUCUUUCUUUCUUCCAACUAUGCUUUUUGUUUAGCCUGCUUUAGGAAUGCUCAGCAGUCUUGUUGUGAACUAUGUUUUUGUUGGUUUUGUGAUGAAAAUGUCUAAUGUGUCAAACCUUUGAAGUUCAUCAAUUGCUAUAUUAUUAAAUUAUGCUAGUUUGCUUUUAAUAA